AUGUGGAUUAAAUGGACUAACUUUAUUAAUGAAGGUGAAGAAGAUUUUUAGCAACCAAAGCCUUUAAGCAUCAGUAAAAAGAAUACUAGUUAGAUAGGCGUAAAUGUUAAAAGGUGUAACUUUAAUGAAUUUAAAUUUGAGAAUAUAGAUAUUAGCGGAACGAAUCUUAAUGGAGGUCUACUAUUUAAUUCCAAGAGGAAGAACAUCAAAUUUCAUGAGUUGAAUACAUUGGAUGGGUCAUGA
Paramecium sonneborni is the source of this 243-nucleotide messenger RNA. NCBI's taxonomy places the organism in Eukaryota, Ciliophora, Oligohymenophorea, Peniculida, Parameciidae. The record is from the annotation of a GenBank genome assembly.